AUGUGGUUCCUGGAGUUCAACGAGUGUCCUUGUCUCUCUACAAAGCUCCUCAUUUUUGGAAUGAGCCCGAGCAACAAUACGCUCCCCCGAGCGAGCCAAGCUGACCGAAGCAAUCUCCAAACUGAAAAAAUCGCUUCCCGCAACCAUCUCUUUACCUCAAAACGCAAUUCCAUCAUCAAACAACUGAACCCCUCUGCCUACAAAGAGGUCAUCGCGGAAUGGCAGCCAGCAAAUGAGCAGGAUAUCAAGAAGGCGAUCGAAGUCGCGUUGAAUGCACGGGAAUCCUGGCAAGAAAGAACGCUGGAGGACAGAGCUGCUAUUUUCCUUCGCGCUGCGGAGCUAGUUUCAACCAAGUACCGCUAUGAGAUUAUUGCCGCCACUAUGCUCGGCCAGGGAAAGAACAUCUGGCAAGGUGAAAUUGACGCGGGAGCGGAAAUUUGUGGCCUACUCCGAUGGUAUGUUCAAUGCGCAUUUGAAUUACACGCCCAGCAACCACACGAAAGUCAUCCUGGUAAUUGGAACAGACAGGAAUAUCGACCAUUGGAGGGAUUUGUUUACUCAAUCUCGCCAUUCAACUUCACUGCUUUGGGAGCGAAUCUCGCCUUCGGCCCUGCCCUGAUGGGAAACACUGUGAUCUGGAAGCCUUCCAAUUCUGCACUCCACGCCAGCUGGCUUUUAUACAAAGUGAUGAUUGAGGCUGGAAUGCCACCAGAUGUUGUUCAGUGGGUUCCUGGCGAUCCUGAAAUGGGCCUUCUGGCUAAGGUCGGAGAAAACACGGGCAAGAACCUUUAUCGUCAGUACCCUCGUAUGGUUGCCGAGACAGGAGGUAAGUACUUCCACUUGGUCCACAAGAGCGCAAGUAUCGACAAUGCAGUCAACCAAACCAUUCGAGGUGCCUUCGAGUACCAGGGACAAAAGUGCUCUGCUACAUCUCGGGUGUAUGCUCCAGAGUUAGUCUGGCCUGAGUUCAAGGAGAAAAUUGUUGAACGAACAAAAAAUCCGAAGGUCGGGAAUCCUGAGCAAUAUGACAAUUUUUUUAACUCUGUGAUUCACGAAGCGUCCUUUGACAAGCUAGACAAUGUCAUUCAGAGUGCCAAGUCUGACCCUAAGGUGGAGCUUCUUGUGGGUGGUGAAUCUUCUAAGAAAGAAGGGUUCUUAAUACACCCUACUCUCAGUGCGAAACGACGGAAGACCCAUGAAAGUUAUAAUUGGCUUUGA
Messenger RNA from Penicillium angulare, 1218 nucleotides. RefSeq lists its product as uncharacterized. The record is from RefSeq and is a predicted model, not a curated record. Gene Ontology annotation, molecular function: L-glutamate gamma-semialdehyde dehydrogenase (NAD+) activity. Gene Ontology annotation, cellular component: mitochondrial matrix. The transcript is spliced from 5 exons. Bases 1 to 1218 code for a protein of 405 amino acids. Lineage: Eukaryota; Fungi; Ascomycota; Eurotiomycetes; Eurotiales; Aspergillaceae.